Mytilus californianus (California mussel) is the source of this 1322-nucleotide messenger RNA. Its product is annotated as glutathione peroxidase-like. Gene Ontology annotation, biological process: response to oxidative stress. The record is from RefSeq and is a predicted model, not a curated record. Gene Ontology annotation, molecular function: glutathione peroxidase activity. The transcript is spliced from 6 exons. NCBI's taxonomy places the organism in Eukaryota, Metazoa, Mollusca, Bivalvia, Mytilida, Mytilidae.
UAUUAGUCUAUUCAAACGUUGGAUUGAUUUAGAUCAGAUGACUUUUUACAUAUCUAAAAUUCUUUCGCUUCCUGGACCAAAGGGCGGAUUAUCUAGGUUAUUUAGAAGCAUGGCAGCAGAAAAAGAUUGGUGGAAGAAAGCAACAUCUAUUUAUGAAUUUUCUGCCAAAGAUAUUGAUGGCAAUGAAGUAUCAUUAGAAAAAUAUAAAGGUCAUGUUGUAUUAAUCUUAAAUUGUGCAUCCAAAUGAGGGUUCACAGAAAAGAACUACACUCAGCUACAAGCUUUGCACGCCAAGUAUGCUGAAUCGAAAGGUCUUAGGAUCCUUGGAUUUCCCUGUAAUCAGUUUGGAAGUCAGGAACCUGGAACUGAAGCAGAAAUAAAGAGUUUUGUCACAGAUAAAUUUGGUGUUCAGUUUGAUAUGUUCUCAAAGAUAAAUGUGAAUGGAAAUGAUGGCCAUCCUUUAUUUAAAUAUCUCAAACAUAAACAAGGAGGCACACUCGGGGAUUUCAUCAAAUGGAAUUUUACAAAGUUUCUAGUGAACAAAGAAGGAAUACCAGUAAAAAGAUAUGCACCAAAUACAGAACCAAACAGCAUUGAAAAAGAUUUUGAGAAAUAUUGGUAGUUGUGCAUAAACAAUAAACAUAUCUUUGUUAUCAUAGUGCAUGUGGCUGUGCCAGAUAGAUGACAGACUCUGUCUUGAAGACUGUAUGAAGGUUGAUAUCAAAUCCAUUCUGGGGAUGUCAACCUGAGCUAUAAUGGCGUGCAAUUUGUCUUGCAAGAUGGAGAGUGUUUCUUCAUUGGCAUGUUUACAUCCACUAUUGUUGACUGUUGUAUUUUCCUAUGUUGUGCGGACUAUAUUUACUGUUAUCAAUGAAUCAUUGUUUUUGUAUAAGUGAAUCAUAUGUACUUCUAUAUCAAUGAAUCUUUGUUUUUGUAUAAGUGAAUCAUAUGUACUUCUAUAUCCAUCAAUCUUUGUUUUUGUAUAAGUGAAACACAUGGUCAUAAAAUCUAUUUUUAUGGAUGUAAUUAUUUCUUUUAAAAUAUUUAAAAUUUGCUUAAGUUGUACAAAGCUGUCCAAUUUUAUUUAUUUUUUAUUUUUUUACAAGUCCUCAUGUUAAAAUUGUUGAUUUCAGAAUCUUAGUCUCAAUUUUGUUGCUAAGAUUUUAAGGAGACCUUAUUUUCCUAAAAUGUUCUGUCCCACUGCAUUUUCCUAACUUCCCCUUCUUUAUUGCAAAUAAAAAAACACAAAAAGGUUUUUCAGUUUUGUUUGAAUUGAAUUAGAGUAAACCAAAGCAUUAUCACUAGUCUAAGUGUAAGCAAAA